Ochotona curzoniae (black-lipped pika) is the source of this 940-nucleotide messenger RNA. RefSeq names its product UDP-glucuronosyltransferase 1A4-like. NCBI's taxonomy places the organism in Eukaryota, Metazoa, Chordata, Mammalia, Lagomorpha, Ochotonidae. Bases 1 to 897 code for a protein of 298 amino acids. The transcript has a single exon. Gene Ontology annotation, molecular function: UDP-glycosyltransferase activity. The record is from RefSeq and is a predicted model, not a curated record.
AUGGUGCGUGGACUUCAAGUUUUCCUGACAGGGCUGGUGGGGCUGCUGCUGUGGCUGUGUGUGCUACCCUGGGUUGAGAGCGGUAAGGUGCUGGUGAUGCCCAUGGAAGGCAGCCACUGGCUCAGCAUGCGGAAGGUUGUGCAGGAGCUCCAUGCCCGAGGCCACCAGGCUGUGGUCCUUGCUCCAGAAGUAAAUAUGCAUGUCAAGAGAGAGGACUUUUUCAUCUUGAAGACCUAUGCCACUUCUUACACUCAGGAGGAAUUUGACCACCUCAUCCUAGGGCAGACUGGAAAGAGCUUCAAAACAAUGCCUUUGCUGAAGACAAUUUUGGAAACAUUUGAAGUUUUAAAAAAUGUAUCUACGUUCUUUCACCAGACUUGUGUAGAACUUUUGUACAACAAAGUCCUGAUCAAGAACCUUAUUGACAGCUCCUUUGAAGUGGUUCUAACUGACCCUCUCUUCCCCUGCGGGGCACUGCUGGCUAAGUACCUGUCGAUUCCUGCUGUGUUCUUUUUGCGAUCCAUUCCUUGUGAUCUGGACUUUGAGGCCACAUGGUGUCCCAAUCCCUCCUCAUAUAUUCCCAGGCUCAUGACAAUGAACUCAGACCACAUGACCUUCCUGCAAAGGGUCAAGAACAUGCUCUACCCUCUGACCCUCAAGUCCAUUUGUCACAUGUCUUAUGAUCCUUAUGCAAGCCUUGCAUCAGAGCUUUUUCAGAGAGAUGUGUCCUUGGUGGACAUUCUCAGCCAUGGUUCUGUGUGGCUGUUUCGAGGAGAUUUUGUGCUGGACUACCCCAGACCCAUCAUGCCCAACAUGGUCUUCAUUGGGGGCAUCAACUGUGCCAACAGGAAGCCUCUCUCUCAGGUCUGUAUGCUGCCUCAUCAAAUCAUUCUGUAGAAUAUCCUUUAAUAAUUAAUUUAUAAAUGCUUACUCAUCUCAU